AAGCUGCAGCGGAUGAAGAAACAUCAGUCGCUGGAACCUCCUCGAAUAGCAUACAGACGUUUCCACGUUAGAGAAACAUCUGAAUUCCAUUAAACUUGAAACAGUCUUGUGCAUCAAUUUCCGUGAUACAACCUACAGAUUCAUCCUGUACACCCGUGAAAAGAAACUCGGUACCCUGAAGAGAAACUCGAUAAUCGUAUUCAGCCAACGAAGAUCCAUUUUGUUAAAGCGGUUCUGUAAAAAAAAGGAGGCUUUAGCCAGCGAUUCACCAGAGUGUACCAAGUGCAAACCACGUUGUUGAUCUGAAACAGAGAGAAAAGCAUAAAGCAAGAGAAAGAUCUAAACGUGUUAAUAAUUAAAAGCAGCGUGGAAGAGGAGACGAAAAGGGAAGACCGGCGUGUAAAGAGGACGGUGGGGCAGCACCGUGACUAUGUAAACUACCAGCAAAUACUUUGUGUGAGCGCGUGCGCAUAACGGAGCAACCCGUAGUGACAGCGUUAGAAUAGAGACCGAGAAUAGACAACGUGGACGACGAUUGAUAGGCUUAGUAAAUCGUGGGAAGUUAAGGGUAUUCUCGAAUACCAGAGGAAACUGUAGAACUGGGCUUUCCUUCGAACAAAGACAAAGAAGCUCGCAAACUGGCUCCAGAGGUGAGGAUCAAGCAAAUUGGAAUGAGGGAGGACCUGUUGUCCAUAAUACGGCACACAAGCAGCGAUCAUUUUUCGGAAGAACUUUAGCCGAAGAGUCAACGACAGAAGGGACAAGGAGGAGAACUAGCAUUAGACCGCUAACUGUUUACGAGUAUACCGAUUCCGUAUAAAAUAGAGGGCUCUUGCUAGCUGGGAUAUUCAAGCAGAAAACGUUGCCAGGCUCCCUUUCAUCCUUCCUGUCAUUGAUUCCAUUCUUACCUGUUGGUCGCCCCGUUUUCCCCCCGGAGGAAGAAGCAAAAAAGAAAUCCUCCAAAACAGAUCUGCUUAGCUGGUUAUGCCCUGGGCUGCCGCUUGCCUUGACCUGCUGGCGGCUCCGAUUUUUGGUCAUUGUCCCUCCGUGAGGAACCCUGCAUUGCAAGUCGGCAUCCUCCAAGAGGGAAGCGACAAACCUAUCAUAACACUGGCAGCUAACGCCGAUAAGUUCAGCCUGAGGAACUCCUUGAGUGCCGACACCAUGGCUCCGAGUGCUGAGGAACAGCGCCAAGAACCCGGUAAGGAGAAGAUCGCGGUGAGGGCACCGGGGAUAAUUAAAUCACCACGGAAAUUCGCCGGGGUGGUGAUCGCAAUGUGCGGUUUACCAGGUCGUGGAAAAAGCCAGGUGGCACAGUGCCUGUCGCGCAGGCUCAACUGGAAUGGCGAUUCCGCCAAAGUAAUGAGAGUGAGCGAGUAUAGAAGAAAAAGACUGGAACCAUAUGGAGAAGCAGUGUCCCACGAGCUAUUUCGUCCAGACCAUACGGCGAACGCAGCACUGAGGGCCUUGGCCCAACGGGACGCCAUGCACGAUUGCGCUGCAUGGCUUGCAGCUGGAAAAUCCGUAGCUAUCCUGGACGCCACGCUGGUGACCCGAGCACAGCGAGCCGAGGUAUUCGACUACUUUUCCGGUCAGCUCGGUUACCGUGUCCUUUUCGUCGAGUGCGUCUGCGACGAUCCGGUCGUGCUGGAACGAAAUUACAAGGAGAUAUUGCGGCACAGCACCGAUUACAUUGGUAUGGACCCGGUACGAGCACAAGAGGAUCUCAGGCUGAAGGUAGCUCAUUACGUCCGACAGUACGAACCGAUGGACGAGAAGAAUUACCCGAGGAUCCGUAUCGACACCGCUACCAUGGACAUCGAGACGCACAUGGUUUCGGGUCACAUCGAGACCAGCUUGUUGGGAUACCUUGGAAGCGUCACCCUCGUGCCGCAUACUCUUUACUUCUCUCGGCACGGUGAAAGCGAGUUCAACGUGUUAGGUAAAGUCGGCGGGGACGCCGUGUUGAGCCCGCGUGGCGAGAGAUACGCUCAAGCAUUGGCGACAAAAUUUAACGCGAUGCGUAUUCCGGAUCUUCGAGUAUUGACCAGUCGCCUUCGAAGGACAAUAGCGACAGCUCGAGGAGUGGAGGCGCCGCAGGAACACGUGGCGGCUUUGAACGAGCUCCAUGCCGGAGUUUGCGAGGGUCUUUCGUACGAGGAGAUGCAGGAACACUAUCCACAGGAAUUUGCAUGGCGCGAUCAGGAUAAGUUGCGUUAUCGUUAUCCUUGGGGAGAGAGCUACGUGGACGCAAUGCAUCGCGUCGAACCAGUGAUAGCCGAGCUACAACGAUCCCAUAAUGUCCUGGUGGUGUCCCACCAAGCUGUGCUGCGUUGUAUCAUCGGUUUCUUCCUGGAUAAGAAACCGGAGGAGCUGCCUUAUAUGGAGGUACCUUUGCACACUAUCAUCCGAGUGAGCAGUCAUGGUUACAACUACAAGCUCGAGUUCUUCAAGUUACCCAUCGAGUGCGUGAACACGACUCGGGUGAAGCCGAAGAACUGCAGCGCCGAUAGAACCGCGGACGACGCUUUGAUCACCGUUCCCGCGCAUUUCGACCUACCGGAUCCAUGGAGAAAUCCUGGCAACGGGCCUACCCUGGUGCAACAGCACUGAGGUACCAUUCGAUCCACGAUCAAGUCCAAAAUUCGAUCACUCUUGGGCUGCAAUUUCCGACCAUUUCAAUAGUUACACGUUUCGCUAGAGUCGGUUCGAAUUGGGAACACCUAAGGGGAUGGAUCAAGGAAGUCGAUACGAUAACGAUGGGAUUCGUUUAGAUUAAGAUACAUUUAAGAGUAGAGCAGCAGUACUGGAGAUUCAUGUAUCCAAGUAGAAAGAAAUGAUUUCCGUUCGAUGUGAGUAGUUUUAGAGAAAGCGAUAGGCUCGAAACGCUCUUGUUGGAACACGAAAUUCAACUUUCUUCAAUUUCCCUCCUAUGUUUCGUUCGGCUCCUUUCAUUUCUUAUCUCAUCGUCAAUAUUAUUUUCCUAUUUUUCAUCGAUUAGCAGCAAUUCUCUGAAUCCUGCUGCUUGAGCCCUCUAUGUGUUACGUUUAAGUGAUUUAGUUUAAGCCAUCCUUUUUAGACAUAGACGAAUUUAUCAUUUAGUCGUGUACCUUGUAUCACGUAAUCGUACCUUUACAUAUAAGCGAAUUGACAGGCAACUUUGAAAUACCUUUAACACUUUGACUGCCACGUGAUUUUAAUAUUUUUAAUUAGUCUUACUUUUAGCGAUUCCAUCGGAUACAAUUUGGAAAAUAAUAAUUUUACAAAGUUGACAUUGAAACGUGCAGCCGUCAAAGGGUUAAUCAAAGAAUAUUGCAUAUUCGGAACAACGAGAACACCAAAAACUAUUUCUGAAUAAUGUGUUAGAUGUAGAAUCUAGAUUUAGAUUUUCCUUCUUCCCUAGUCCGUAAAAUCUAUCUAUCCUUAAGAAGUUAACGAAUCAUACAGAAUUGAAACGAUGUUAGAAUUUCAAUAAUAAUGAUAGUUUUAGCACUUUACAAAGUUGCCCGUCGCGUACACCGAUAAUAUUGUUGUUAAUGAAAAAAACAAUAAUUGUAUUUUAGACUACAGAAAUGACGUGAAACGUCCAAUUGAGGUACGUGCAUUUUUUUUAAGCACACGAUCGACGAUAUGUUUAAACAAAUUCGAAUUUUGACAUUGUAUAACGAGGUUGACACUUUUUAGAAGUGUUUUACACCUCCGAUGAAUUUUUAUGUGAGAAACAAUCAACGAAUAAUGUAAUUAUGCGAAUGUAGAGUUUCCAAUGCGAGAGAUGCGUGAUUUCGUCGAUGUGUACUAAUCGCGUUUCGAGUAGAUCAGCUAUCUCGUAGACGAUAUAAACGUGCAUAAUAUUUUUGUUAGGAAUCGAGUGAAGAACCCUCGAUGAUUUAUACCACGUAUAAUAACACGGGGGAUUCACCAACGUAGAAUGUACUGAUCUGGAAAACGAGAAAGACAAAAUGCGCCAAUCGUACGAAGUCUAUAUGUUAGGAAGAAGACAGCGAUUUAUUUUUGAUAGAAGUUAAACGCGUCUGCGUCCCGGAAUUUCGACAGAAAUUAUCUAGUCGGGCGUCAACCCAUUGGCGAAUAUUUUGACAUUCUUUUCUUUUUUUUAU
Molecule: messenger RNA, 4115 nt
Organism: Osmia lignaria (orchard mason bee)
Lineage: Eukaryota; Metazoa; Arthropoda; Insecta; Hymenoptera; Megachilidae
Product: 6-phosphofructo-2-kinase/fructose-2,6-bisphosphatase
Biological process (GO): fructose 2,6-bisphosphate metabolic process; fructose metabolic process
Cellular component (GO): cytosol
Molecular function (GO): fructose-2,6-bisphosphate 2-phosphatase activity; ATP binding; 6-phosphofructo-2-kinase activity
Source: RefSeq, a predicted model, not a curated record